This is a messenger RNA of Aedes albopictus (Asian tiger mosquito), 843 nucleotides long. RefSeq names its product exosome complex component CSL4-like. Lineage: Eukaryota; Metazoa; Arthropoda; Insecta; Diptera; Culicidae. Bases 168 to 806 code for a protein of 212 amino acids. Gene Ontology annotation, biological process: RNA processing. Gene Ontology annotation, molecular function: RNA binding. The transcript has 4 exons. The record is from RefSeq and is a predicted model, not a curated record. Gene Ontology annotation, cellular component: nuclear exosome (RNase complex); cytoplasm.
CGUUACAUUCAGUAUGUUGUUCGUUGUGGGGUGAGAUCGUUGCUCUUCGAUUUCAUCCUGUUGAGUGUUCCGCGCUACAGAUUCCACUCCAAUAAUCACCGGAAACCCUGCUCAAAUUUAACGUGUUUAUUAUAAACUGUGAGAAGUUGACAAGCUAGUGUAGAGCAAUGGUGAAAAUGGUAAGCGAAAAGGAUGACGGGCAGGCCACCCACAUCUGCGUGCCGGGUCAGCGACUUUGCGCGGUUUCAGAGUACACAGUGGGUGGUGAAGGAACGUACGAAAAAUUGGGAUAUCUGCACGCGAGCCUCUCCGGUGUGGUAAAGUUCCGCAAGCGGCAUAAGAAUAACUACAUUUCAGUGGCAUCCUUCGGAAGCAAAACGGUGGUUCCCGUGGUGGGAGACGUCGUAACGGCGAAGAUCACAGUCAUAAACCAACGAUUUGCCAAAUGCGUUAUCAUCUGUAUUGGGAAAACUUGUCUGAACAGACCGUACAGAGGAAUUUUACGGAAAGAGGAUGUGCGCGCUACCGAAAAAGAUCGCGUUGAAAUGUACAAAUGCUUCCGACCAGGUGACAUCAUUUUGGCUCGAGUGCUUCCACUGGUCGAGCUUAACACCUACCACCUGACGACGGCCGAAAACGAGCUCGGUGUAGCGGUCGCCAUGUCCAAUAAGAGUUCCGAACCGACGCCCAUGGUUCCGGUUGGUUGGACCGAGAUGCAGUGUCCGGUGACAUUGGCGAAGGAACCUCGCAAGGUGGCAAAAAUUGUACCGGAAACGGCACCACCCAAUUAUGAUGGAAAGUUGUAACAGGACGGACGGAAUAAACCAAUAUGACUAUCGUUAA